This is a messenger RNA of Aspergillus aculeatinus CBS 121060, 1051 nucleotides long. Its product is annotated as transferase hexapeptide domain protein. Gene Ontology annotation, cellular component: dynactin complex. The record is from RefSeq and is a predicted model, not a curated record. Gene Ontology annotation, biological process: mitotic spindle organization. Lineage: Eukaryota; Fungi; Ascomycota; Eurotiomycetes; Eurotiales; Aspergillaceae. Gene Ontology annotation, molecular function: dynein complex binding. The transcript has a single exon. The coding region runs from base 119 to 1051 and encodes 310 amino acids.
CUUCAAUUCAUCCUCCCACACAACGCUACUAGAACACACCGACACCACCUCCCCCCUAUCUACACACUACAUCACACCAACCAACGAAUCCCCACAAAGCACCAAGAGAAUAACAAAAAUGGAUUCCCGCCCACAACCACCAACAACCCACCUCAAACCACCACCCCCCUUUCAACCUCAACCACAACCACAACCACAACCACAACCACAACACCAAAACCAACCACAACACCCACACCAACAACAAUCACAACAACACCACCACCACCGCCCCUUAUCCACCACCACCACCACCACAACAUCAUCAACAACCCGCCCCCCACUCGCCAUCCACCCCAGCGCCCAAAUCUCCGACACCACAAUCUUCCAAGGCACGCACCCGAUCUCCAUCGGCGCCCACACCAUCAUCCACCCGCGCGCCCGCCUCUACUCCCACGAGGGCCCUAUCCUCAUCAGCAACAACUGCAUCAUCAGCGAGAAGACCGUCAUCGGCACCCCGGCCCCCUUCCCCGGCAACUCGAGACCCGCCCCUUCCUCCUCCUCCACUGCCACAACCACAGCCGGUGAUGGCACCGCAGCAGCAGCAGCAGCAGCAGCCGCCGCCGCCCUCCCCAUCCGCAUCUCCUCGCGCGUGACCAUCGGCCCGGCAGUGUCUAUCGCCCCAGGCGCGCAUAUCCAUUCCGGGGUGGUGAUCGAUGCGUUGGCCGUGAUUAAUCGGCGGGUGGAUGUCGGGGCGCAUGCGCGGGUGUGUGCGGGCUGUGAGAUUGCGGCGGGGACGGGGGUGGGGGAGUGGGUGGUUGUUUGGGGCAGUGGGGGAGGGGCUGGGCAGCGGCGGCGGCGGAGGGAGACGCGUGGGGUGGUUUGGGGGGUGCAUCCAUGGUCUCAAUCACAGAAUCAAAAUCAGAAUCAGAGUCAGAGGGUUGAUGGGGAGAAGGCUGGGGAGGCGCCGUUGGAGGCGAGGACGUUGGAGGAUGCGCGGUUGAUGGUGCUGGAUCUGGAGAGGGAGGCUGCGGGGAGGUUGUUGGUGGCGCAGAAUCGGAGGAGGGGGUGA